Solea senegalensis (Senegalese sole) is the source of this 3404-nucleotide messenger RNA. It is a transcript of the gene btc, whose product is annotated as betacellulin, epidermal growth factor family member. The transcript has 5 exons. The record is from RefSeq and is a predicted model, not a curated record. Lineage: Eukaryota; Metazoa; Chordata; Actinopteri; Pleuronectiformes; Soleidae. Gene Ontology annotation, biological process: epidermal growth factor receptor signaling pathway; positive regulation of mitotic nuclear division; positive regulation of cell population proliferation. The coding region runs from base 298 to 834 and encodes 178 amino acids.
CACACACACACACAUACACGCCGGAGUUGCAGUCCAGUCACAGUCCAGGGAGCUUGUUUGAGCUGUGUGUGUGUGUGUGCUCCUGGUUACUGCCUCAGACUUUUCUGUCAGAUUAUGAGUUUACCUGCCAUCAAUGAAGAGCCAAAACACGACACGUCACUGGGGAACUUUCACCGCGUGUUCACACCUCCUGCAAAGGUCAUUAACCUCUGAGAAAGGACUGAUCCGGUCUGACGUCUACUCUCCAAUAACACUGAACCUUCAUGUAUCGGAUGAGCCUUUUGAUCAAGCAAGGAAAUGGCCAUGGUGUACAGACUCUAUGUAGGAAUUGUGACAGCUCUGGCCUUAUGCAAAUAUUGCCUCGCAGAGUGGAACGCCACCGAGGAGCCUGCCAAUCCAACCGUAGACCACUGUCAUCACCAUGACAACAGAGACAAUUGCACAGAGGAGUGGAGCGGCCAUUUCUCCACAUGUCCAGAGGAAUUCAAGCACUACUGUGUCCACGGAGAGUGUCGUUACGUUGAAGAACAGAAGACGCCGUCCUGCAGGUGUGCGCCUGGUUAUGUCGGCUACAGGUGUCAAUACGUGGACUUGGACUGGCAGAAAGCAGAGAAGCGACAAAUCAUCAUCGCAUGCGUCGUCGUCGGACUCCUUCUCCUCAUUCUUCUAAUUGUCUUCAUCUUCUUUUGUUCACAUCGUAGGUACAGACUGUGUUGGCGGAAAGGAAGACGCAGGGAAGAACCGAGGAACGGGUCAGAGAAGCUCAGUAUGAUGGACACCCGAGCCACGCACACCGUCCCGACACCAGACACGACAGACACUCAUGCCGUAUGAGACGUGCGUGUAUGUGUGUGUGUGUGUGUGAGUGUGAGUGAGUGGGUGCAUGCACACGUGUGGGAAUGGUUUUGGAUAACAGGGAUCCAUGCUGUCCAUUGUGUGACAGCUGCUGCCUUUCGUCUCCUUCACAAUGAAGGCAAAUGUGCUGGUGGAGUUACGUCAGGCAGGGGCACACAGGAUUUUCAAGCCCCUCUUCUCUUGACGGGCAGCUGUGUUGGGGACUGCUGCAGAGAAAAGAAGAUGCUCCCUCCUGGAUUCAUCACUCACACAAGCCGGAGAUGAGUGAUGCACUGGUUGUGUCCAGGCGAGGACGUUCGUCCCCGCUGUGGUGGAGCUACAGGCACUUGUUGCCUUCCACUUCCACUGCUGGCUGCAUAGCUCUAAAUAAACUGUUGCUAUUUUGGAAGAAGUUGUGACGCCAGCUGGCAGCCAGUGAUAACAACUGAUGAUGUUGUUAGUCCAUGUUGGAUAAGACACCGAGAGGAAAAGUGACUGUGUGAAAAUACUACACUCCAUGCUCCUCUAUACGUUUGAGGGUACUCUUGUAUACAAACCAUUGAAUGUAUGUAUAUAGACAUUAGACUACAAGCAGCUACAGCAUAGGCUACUGCAGUUUAGAGUCAUACUAUUUCUGCUGUGUUUACUACCUUCACUUUAGUGUCAUUUAUAUUGACUUUUUUAAGCACAAAAUCAACAGCUCUGAUCACAUAAUCGCUCUGUGCACACUCACUCAGAAUGUCGUUACUUGUCAACACUAGCAAUGCAAAAGGAAACCUCACAUAUUACUAAAGGUUGCAGUCCAGGUUACUCUGAGAGGAGAGAGGACAAGGAGAAGUUGUGCUGCAGGAUUUAUUUUUUUUGAUCCGUAUAUUUGGAGCCGGGCAGCCUCCGAGCUACAGAGGCAGAACAGCUGAGCCUGUGUGUGGAGGCUCCACUGAGGUGAAAGUGCUCCACUGUGUGAGACAGUUUCCACACUGCCAGCGUUUCACUGGCCGUAUCUAUCUCUAUGUACGUUGAUUCUACGUCUAAAUGCAGAAUUGGGACAUUCUGGAGAUCUUGGAAUGAACACGUCUAUUCUACUUGUCAUUAAUGCAAAUUUUCUCCUCGCAAAGUGUCAGUUACAGUUGCACAGCCCUCGCUUUAUAAGAAAAGAUACUCUUGUGUUUUGCAAGCGAUGUUUCUCAACCAGGCCUCGCUCUGUUAUCCGUGUCACAGUCUACUCCAGUUUCCUCUUUUUCGCUCCUCGACAGUCUCCCAUUCCCCUUGAAUAUUCCAGUAGUUGUAACUCUCUAUGCAGGUCAUCGGUUUCAAAUGUUCAAAGCUGCCCGCCAUGCAAACGAGCAGCCAAGGAAUGUGCAGAUUAAGUAUGGAUCGCACUCGCUUCCAGGUGAUUGUACUUUGGUUGCGGUUUUAUUAUGCUGCAGUGUUGCCAUGGUGCUGGUGUCUAACCAGAGGGAGACAGACACUGUGAGCCAUUCUUAAAAGUGUGAACAUUACACGAUACGGUCCUGUGACAUAAUGUAACUUCAUCUUGCAGGCACACAGUAGUUAUCGUUUGUCUCGGGUUCGUCACUGAUACCAACAAUGUUUUAAUUUGAGCUCUUUUCGGAAGUUCAGGCCGCCUGAGAAACUGGGUCACUCUCGGCCGACGUGCGACAGGAAGAUGGUAAUGUUUGAUAAGAUUAAAACAACACGAUAGUAAAGUUUACAGUGCACACGCUGCGUGGUGCAUUUUGUUAUGGAUGUAUCUCAACUGCCGCCUUAGUUUUUUAUGCAUUGUCCAAAUGAUAGAAAAACAACAACAAAAACAACUAAAAGACAUGUCACAGCUUGAGAGAAACGAUCAAAACUCUUAGUUUCAUAAUUCAUCCCUUUGUUGUCCACAACCUGUCGUCUGGAUGCGAAAACACCUGAUCACAGCAUGAAUACAAACACAGGAUUCAAAGGAAUAAUGGGCAAAUUGUUACCUUUGGACAGAGCCAGGCUGUGUAACUUUGUUUUCACUCUCCGUACUCAGAUAAGCAAACCUGAGUUUCUCUUAAAGUCACCUUAGUUGUGGCUCCUUCAGGCCACAAAAACUCUCUUCACAAAUGGUUUUGUGCACAGUCUGUUAGAAAUGGGUAAUAUAAGAAGGACCCAGUUGUUUGGAAACAUGCCUGCCCUUAAUUAACUGGUUUAAUCGGUUGAUGCGAGUUUGGCCCUUUUCACAGUGAAACAAAGCCGACUAAUUUCAGGGUCUAUCCAGAGGCGAAAAUGAAGUUUAACUGGGGAAAUUAGUUUUUCAGCAAUGGGCCAAGAAGUGACACAGCAUGUUUUUGUAUUUGUUGUAUUUUGUAUUCAGCAAGGACAUCUACUCUCUCUCUCUCUCAUCUACGACUGAGGUAAUUUUAGGCUGUCAUCAAAACAUUGACAGCAGUGGAAUGUCAGAGUUUCUAUAUGAGGGGUGUGUCUGCCGGACUUGGAAAUACGAGGCUGAUAAGACGGAAUGAUACCAGCCAGACGCUUGUGCUGGAGCUGUUUGAUUUGGACGCAGUAAAAAUGUCUUUCAUUAAAAAAAAUGGACUGUU